Helobdella robusta is the source of this 330-nucleotide messenger RNA. RefSeq lists its product as hypothetical. Gene Ontology annotation, biological process: actin cytoskeleton organization. The record is from RefSeq and is a predicted model, not a curated record. The transcript is spliced from 2 exons. Gene Ontology annotation, cellular component: filamentous actin; microtubule organizing center. Gene Ontology annotation, molecular function: protein binding. NCBI's taxonomy places the organism in Eukaryota, Metazoa, Annelida, Clitellata, Rhynchobdellida, Glossiphoniidae. The annotation marks the transcript as partial.
CAGAACGUCAACGUAACGAACUUUUCGAGUAGUUGGAAUGAUGGCAUGGCAUUUUGCGCCAUAGUACACCACUUCUUGCCCAAUAGUUUCGACUACACAUCCCUGGACCCCCAAAAUACCCGGCACAACUUUACUCUCGCUUUCGAUAUUGCAGAGAAGCAAGCGAGCAUACCCCGGUUAUUGGACGUGGAGGAUAUGGUGAUGAUGAAGAAUCCAGAUUGGAAAUGUGUCUUCAUGUACGUUGAGAGCAUGUACAGGGCUUUCAUGAUCAAUAAGACCCACCAGCUAGUGUCUACAUCACCACCACCAUCAUCAUCAUCAUCAUCGUGA